This is a messenger RNA of Pelobates fuscus (common spadefoot toad), 2390 nucleotides long. RefSeq names its product solute carrier family 25 member 36 (gene SLC25A36). The coding region runs from base 476 to 1417 and encodes 313 amino acids. Gene Ontology annotation, cellular component: mitochondrion. Gene Ontology annotation, biological process: pyrimidine nucleotide import into mitochondrion. The transcript has 7 exons. Gene Ontology annotation, molecular function: pyrimidine nucleotide transmembrane transporter activity. The record is from RefSeq and is a predicted model, not a curated record. NCBI's taxonomy places the organism in Eukaryota, Metazoa, Chordata, Amphibia, Anura, Pelobatidae.
UACUGCAUAUUCAUGAGGGCCAGUCAGGCGGCGGCAGCGGCAUUGGGGGAGCGGCGCAUGGAGGGCUAAGCCAGGCUGGUGGGUGGGGGUCACUGCUGACAUACUGCCCGACAGCCUGUGUGGGCGCUAUACGCUGAGUGACGCACACGCAGGGACUCUCCAGGUGAUAUCCAGGCGGCCUGCGGGGAGAGGAGAGCAGGGGAGCCGAGCGGCACCUGGUGACAGGCCCAGACACUGACACAGGGCUCCCAGCUAUUUGUGGAUGGUCUUAUUCCUGGGAUUAUUUGCAUAAUUGGGGCAGAGUGAAAGCCAGUACCCGGGGGAGGAGGAGGGCAGGGAAGGGCACCGCUCAUAUAAAGCCUGGGAUCUGCAUUGACAAGGAGAGUGUGAGAGCCAGCCAGGGGCGCCCUCUGUAACCCACCCCCCAAUCCCUGCUCCUCUCCCUCCUGUGUGCAGGGGACAAGAAUGAGAGAGAAUGAGCCAGAGAGACACCUUGGUGCAUCUGUUUGCUGGAGGAUGUGGGGGCACUGUUGGCGCGAUAUUGACAUGCCCGUUGGAAGUUGUGAAGACAAGGUUGCAGUCGUCAUCCGUGACCCUUUACAUUUCUGAAGUUCAGCUGAACACUAUGAAUGGUGCCAGCGUUAACAGGGUGGCAAGAGUAUCUCCUGGACCACUGCAUUGUCUCAAAAUGAUCUUGCAGAAGGAAGGUACCCGUUCCUUGUUCAGAGGACUGGGCCCUAAUCUAGUAGGCGUAGCUCCUUCCAGAGCCAUCUAUUUUGCUGCAUACUCCAGCUGUAAGGAAAGGCUGAACCACGUGUUUACAGCAGAUUCCACGCAGGUACACAUGGUCUCUGCCGGCACUGCAGGUUUCACCGCAAUUACAGCCACCAAUCCUAUUUGGUUAAUUAAGACUCGACUGCAGCUUGAUGCAAGAAAUCGCGGUGAAAGAAGAAUGAGUGCUUUGGAGUGCAUUCAAAAAGUAUAUCAAGUUGAUGGCCUUAAGGGUUUUUACAGGGGAAUGUCUGCCUCUUAUGCUGGCAUCUCUGAAACUGUCAUCCAUUUUGUAAUUUAUGAAAGUAUUAAGCGAAAACUGCUGGAACAUAAGGUUGCGUCAGCCAUUGAUGAUGAGGAUGAAUCUGUAAAAGAGGCUUCAGACUUUGUUGGACUAAUGUUGGCAGCAGCAACUUCCAAAACAUGUGCCACCUCCAUAGCCUACCCACAUGAGGUUGUACGAACGAGGCUACGUGAAGAGGGGACAAAAUACCGAUCCUUUUUCCAGACAUUGUCACUGGUUGUCAAAGAAGAAGGCUAUGGAUCACUUUAUCGUGGCCUAACGACACAUCUGGUCAGACAAAUUCCUAAUACGGCGAUAAUGAUGUCCACUUAUGAGGUGGUUGUUUAUUUGCUAAAUGGAUAGCAGUCAUGAAAUUUUUUGUCUGUGAAGAAGAUAGGCGACCAAAAGGAUUGAAUGUGGACCAGACAGCACCAAUUCAAAAAAUGCUGGUGACCUCAAGAAAAGACUUAAAAGAGAAACCAUCACAAUGCAGUGCAACAGUAGCUGCUGAUUAUCUUUGAAGGUGGUCAGGAAAUCCCAAUCCUGCCACUGUUCUCGUGUAUGUGGUGUUUGUCCACAUGUGAGAUGCAACUGAGUGUGCCAGAAUAUGGAAUGCUUGUAAACCCCCUUUAUUUAAGAAUUGUUUAUUCUCUAAAGUUGUUGGAUUUUUUUUUUUUUUUUUUUCAACUCUAUCGAUCUUGGUAGUGUGAAAUAUAAGACAAGCAUAUCAGUCACCUCAUUUAGACUUUGGAAAUUGAUGUAGACACCAUUUCUACAGUUUAACUGUAAAUCAGAUGGAUUUUGUUAAAGGCGCACUUUAAGCACCAUGACCGCAUGGUACUUUUAGUGCCUCUUUAAGUUUUGCUUUAGAGCUCCCAUAUUUAGUAUGUUAAAUUAUUUCAUAAUGGUAAUCCAGACCUCUGUAAAUUGUUCAUUUUCUUUCUAUGUGAACCUGCCUGCUAUCCGAGAUGCAAUGCUCCAAAACAUGUUGCUGCACAGUUUACAUUCUAUUGUAUGAUACCCAGCCCUUUAUUGCCAAAAGCAAAAAACCCAUGUAGUUACAUAUGACUGGUCUAUAAUUGAAAUAAAAUCUUGCUAAAAUGUAUGACAUUGUUCUAUAAAAAUAGCCUCUAAAAUGGGCAUGUUUUGGAUAAUAACCUGCAGUCUGUAAAAUCUUGACUGUAAUCCAAAACAAAAUGAUGGGGAGGUGUAACUUUUUUAAAGUAGAGCAAUGAACCGUUACGUUGCACGGUUUUCAUUUGGAUUCUUCCAUUACAACUUUACAUUAUAAAUAAGUCAAAUGUCUUCUUUCUUACUUUUGUAAGUAGAUGAAGAA